Molecule: messenger RNA, 1704 nt
Organism: Gastrolobium bilobum
Lineage: Eukaryota; Viridiplantae; Streptophyta; Magnoliopsida; Fabales; Fabaceae
Product: mitochondrial inner membrane protein OXA1
Exons: 10
Coding region: 88-1395 (435 amino acids)
Biological process (GO): mitochondrial respiratory chain complex IV assembly; protein insertion into mitochondrial inner membrane from matrix
Cellular component (GO): mitochondrial inner membrane
Molecular function (GO): membrane insertase activity
Source: RefSeq, a predicted model, not a curated record
UCACUGAACCCUGUGACGUGCUGCGUCUCAACUGGAAGGCUGCGCCACCACCUUGCUCCACCGUCCACGAACCUUCAAAGAAUAUCAAUGGCUUACAGACGUUGCCUCUUGAUAAGAGGGAACCUCAUAGAUCGGAGGUGCCACCCAUCUUUCAGUUAUGUUCUUCAUAGUGAUGAAGGGAAGCGUGAAUGCCAAGAUGAAAAAUCUUCUUCAGCGGGCAUUAGUAAUUUUAUCCAAAGAAGGUCCUUUGGGAGCUCUCUUAAUGGAUCAGUGGGGUUUCUUGCCUCUUCUCAAGAUAGAAUUCUUUCAAACAGUUUCCUUUCUCCGCCCGCUGGAUAUAAUUUCUGCCGAUAUAUGUCGACAGUGAAUCAGGGUUCAGAUAAUAUUGACUUAAUGACUGAUGUAGCAGAUGUUCUCACUGACUCAACCUUGGAGGCUGUAGCUUCUCAGGCUCCCAUUGUUAAUGAAGUUGCAAUUGCUGCUGCUGAUUCUGCUUUGCCUGUAAAGGUUUUGCAGUAUGUGAUAGAUGGUGUACAUUGCUACACUGGCUUAAAUUGGUGGGCAGCCAUAGCUCUAACAACUCUCGUCAUUCGAAGCGCAACUGUUCCACUCUUAAUAAAUCAACUUAAGGCCACUUCUAAACUUACGCUAAUGAGGCCUCACAUGGAAGAGAUAAAGCAACAGAUGGAAGAGAGGGCUAUGGAUCCCAAUGCAGCUGCUGAAGGUCAGAAGCAAAUGAAGAAGCUAUUUAAGGAAUAUGGUGUGAGUCCAUUUACGCCACUGAAGGGGCUCUUUAUUCAAGGUCCUAUCUUUGUUAGUUUUUUUCUUGCGAUAUCAAACAUGGCUGAAAAAGUGCCAUCAUUCAAGCAUGGCGGAGCUUACUGGUUUAUUGAUCUCACAACUCCAGAUACCCUAUACAUUUUACCAGUUUUGACUUCAUUAUCAUUCUUAAUAACAGUAGAGUGUAAUAUGCAAGAAGGGAUGGAAGGAAAUCCUGUGGCUGCCACCAUGAAAAAUGUAUCUAGGGGUCUUGCUGUUCUUACAGUUCCUUUCACCAUGGGAUUUCCGAAGGCUAUCUUUUGUUACUGGAUUACAUCAAAUUUGUUUUCACUUGUGUAUGGACUUGUGCUUAAAGUUCCUGGUGUAAAGAAAACUUUGGGUCUUCCUGAAAUGCCUGCCGCAGCGCCCGCAGCCCCCGCCAGUGCUCCACAAUCUCCCUUUUCUAUAUUUCCAGCACUAAAACAAGCUACAUCAACGACAAAUGGGCCAAGCUCAAUACCAGAUGAACCAUCAAAACAUUCAAAUAAAAAGAUUUCUUCUACUGCUGUUAUCAGUCAAAGGCUUAGAAGUUUAGAGAAACAAGUGAAAGGAAGAAAGCCAAACAAGAAGAGGUGAGGAAAAUUUUCAUGUUGCUUAUUUAUGCCAUGCCAUCUAUACGUAUGGGGCAAAUGUGUUCAGAUUCUAUUAUAUCCUCGCAUGAGGUGAAAAUUAGGAGUUUAUUCAACAUAGAGAGGGGAGAGGGAAUAAAUUUUUGUCCUAUGGAUUUAUUAUGUUGCUAGUAAUUUUUUGCUGAGGAAAUUCAGACUUUUGUUUAGCGUGUAGUCUACACUUUGAUUCAUAGGUUUCUAAAUUCUCUUUUGUAGAACUUGGUCGUUAUCACUUAUCACAAAGGGUGACCUAUAUAAUUUCAUUUUUCUUUUAAUC